This is a messenger RNA of Salvelinus sp. IW2-2015, 550 nucleotides long. RefSeq names its product CMP-N-acetylneuraminate-beta-galactosamide-alpha-2,3-sialyltransferase 2-like. Gene Ontology annotation, biological process: sialylation. The record is from RefSeq and is a predicted model, not a curated record. Lineage: Eukaryota; Metazoa; Chordata; Actinopteri; Salmoniformes; Salmonidae. Gene Ontology annotation, molecular function: beta-galactoside (CMP) alpha-2,3-sialyltransferase activity. Gene Ontology annotation, cellular component: membrane.
CCUGACUGUGUGGCCUCUCUGUCGCCCCCUGCUUGUAGAUGCUGCAGCCUCAGUUCAAGCCCCACACUAUCCAGCAGGUGCUGUUGCGACUGUUCCAGGUGAUCCCUGGCCGCUCCCCCUAUGGCUCCUGGGACCCCGCCCGCUGCCUGCGCUGUGCCGUGGUGGGGAACUCUGGCAACAUGCGCGGGGCCGGUUACGGACCCACCAUAGACAGCCACAACUACAUCAUGAGGAUCAACCUGGCCCCCACGCUGGGCUAUGAGGAGGAUGCAGGCAGCCACACCACCCACCACUUCAUGUACCCAGAGAGUGCCAAGAACCUGGCAGCCAAUGUCAGCUUCGUCCUGGUGCCCUUCAAGACCCUGGACCUGCUGUGGAUCACCAGCGCACUCUCCACUGGACAGAUCCGCUUGUGAGAGCAAAACUGCCAGCACACACACACAGUCCAUUCAGUUCCGGUCCUUGCUGUUCUGCAGCCCUAAGCUAGACCAAAAAAAUGCUGCUAGACUUUAAAAAGUCCCAGUAAGCAAAAUGACGUUGAAAAGACAAC